ACUGCACACAGGAAAAUAGCUGAAGCCAGGGGCGGACUGACAACUCAUGGGGCCCUCGGGCAUUGGAAACCCGGGCACUGCCUGGGGUCAGUAGGGGGCCCCAAGAGAUGCCCUGGUACCUUUUUCAUAGGCUUUUUUGAGUUUGGGCAAGGACAUAGGGCCCCUCCGUGAUCCCCUAUUGCCCGGGGGCCCCAUGAGUUGUCAGUACGCCCCUGCCCAGAACAAGUUGCCUGGUUUACUUGUUACAAAAAGUGCAGUGUUCAGGAGUGCAGCACACAGAG
Molecule: messenger RNA, 281 nt
Organism: Staurois parvus
Lineage: Eukaryota; Metazoa; Chordata; Amphibia; Anura; Ranidae
Source: the annotation of a GenBank genome assembly